Messenger RNA from Tuber melanosporum (Perigord truffle), 1696 nucleotides. RefSeq lists its product as uncharacterized. Lineage: Eukaryota; Fungi; Ascomycota; Pezizomycetes; Pezizales; Tuberaceae. Gene Ontology annotation, biological process: mitochondrial respiratory chain complex IV assembly. The transcript has 3 exons. The coding region runs from base 161 to 1609 and encodes 482 amino acids. Gene Ontology annotation, cellular component: extrinsic component of mitochondrial inner membrane. The record is from RefSeq and is a predicted model, not a curated record.
GGAGCCACCAAAGUGACUGAGUUACAUCAUUCCGCUCAAACAACAGCAUCGUUCUUGUUCUUUUUAACUAUAGAGACAAUUACCUAAGUUCCCAUGAUUAUCAGCAAACAACGCUGAUCGCAAUUGAGACAACAACCACCCUCCCUCUAUUCCCGAUAAAAUGCGAGCACACAUUUGCCAAAAAUGCCUAGCACCCUCGAAGUUCCUCCUUCUUCAUAACACCAACACCACCACCUCCCCACUCAUACGUCGGGCGCUUCCAGCCAUUACAGCGAGAAGAACCUUCCUCACGGCCUUCCGCAAGACGACCGUGGAGAAGGAUGGAGAAGUUCGCCCUCCACUCCCAUCGGAAUCGGCCUCCCCGAGCGAUCAUUCGCUCUACGAACGCUCGGAGGGAACGAGGGUUUUGCUGAAACCAAACAACCUGUUUCACCCCAUGGACGAAUCACCUUCUCCCUCCAUGCGUGAGCGAGCGGCCAACAUCAAGCGGACCGCCUAUUGUCCACACCCGCAUCAUAGAGCUGCGAGUUCCCCAUCGCACAUCAAGUUUACUUGCCCCGACUGCGGAAUUCCUGCUUAUUGUUCGGAGGAGCACUGGGCUGAGGAUUACCAGAACCAUAUGCUUAUCUGUGAUGCUCUGAGGGAAGCGAAUGAGGAUGAUCAUGACUUGAGGAGUGGGAGGUUCUUCCCCGAGUUUGAAUAUCCAGGGGAACAGAUGGACGAGGCUUUGAUCAAUUUUACGAAUUGGGAUACUCUGUUGUACACCAGGGACUAUAAAGCUAUUAACGACGAAAGAUCCCUGAGGCAGGUUACGAAGUUGUUGACAUAUCCGAUCACUGUCGCGAGCUUUAUGCAUGAGUUGAGCCCUUACGAUAUGAGGCACAGAUUGACUAUGGAGGGACUGAAGAGUGUUAGCGCACUACGUUACACUCUACAUCCACCCCGCGUAGGUGCUGGAAAGGACAUUAAAGGAAUUCGGGUUACUCCACCUCCGGUCCGCCUGUUCAUUCUUGGUGCUCGCUCAGAGUCUUCUCUUCCCCGAGAAGUUUGGCAUCAACUCACUCACAUGUUCCCGCUCUCCACUUUCCACCUUGUCUUCAUCGGGCCACAAUCUAUGAUGAACCGGGACGCCGAACUCCCACUUCCUGACCGAACCCCGGCAAACCCGUUUGGUGCAGUGGUGGAACGAGUGUCCCACAACAUGAAGGUCUCGACCUUCGUAGAGUAUUACCAUACUCUCCAUGACACUGGCAUAUUCAACCCGUAUGAUCCGUACUUUGACAUGUUUGUUUUAUUCCAUCCAGGUUUGGGUCAUCCGGGGAGUGCAGCAGAGUGGGAGAGCACCCUUCCACGAUUGCUCGACACAAAAUGUGCAAUUCUGUGUACAGGAUACACGGAGGAGGACAUGAACCGUGAUGUCGAUUGGGUCCAUGAUAAGUGCAAGGGAGAAUUUGAUGUAUUGCUGGAGCCUGGAGAGAACAAGUUCCGUAGCAUGAGGUGGGAUAUUAAUGAUGGGGACCCUUCGGAACUGAGCCAGGGUAAUUGGGGAAUAUGGUCAUUCAGAGGCAAGAGAUAUGAGGCCGUCAAGCAAGAUAUCGGGACCAUAUAAUCUGCAGGGACGUGCGCUUCCGGGUUGUAAAUAGUGAGAGCUAGGCCGAAAACGGUAUUUAGGUGGGGAAAGUUCUAUCCCAUAACC